CUCACAAUGAAGAAAUCACUUCUCUUUCUUUCAUUUCUUCUCUUCAACUCUUUCCUUUCUUUCGCUGCUGAAACGCCUGAUCCAGUGCUUGACAUUGACGGGAAGGAAAUCCGAGCUGGUGUCGAGUACUACAUUUUGCCUGUGAUGCGUGGCUUUGGUGGCGGUGUGACUUUCGGCCGCAGCACUGGGAACGAAUCUUGCCCUCUUGGAGUUGUUCAGGAGCGCUCGGAAGUCGAACCAGGCCGUCCAGUAACUUUUACACCGGUGAACCCGAAAAAAGGUGUGGUUCGUGUUUCCACCGAUUUAAACAUCAAGUUCGCUGACGCAUUUACAAUUUGCAUCCAAUCAAAUGUGUGGAAGCUUGAUUUUGACCAAGAAAUUGGACAGUACUUUAUAUUGACCAAUGGAGUUGAAGGGAACCCGGGACGUGAAACAAUAGACAACUGGUUUAAGAUUGAAAAGUACAGUGAUAGGGAUUAUAAGCUUGUUUUUUGUCCCACGGUUUGCAACACCUGCAAAGUGAUAUGCAAAGAUGUUGGCAUCUUUAUUGAUCAGGAUAAAACCAAGCGUCUGGCUCUUAGUGAUGAGCCUUUCAGGGUGAUGUUCAGAAAGGCUUGAAGCAUAAAAAAUGAUCAGCAUGUUCACGUUUUCAUUUCCAAUCAUUUCCAUUUUAUGUAAGUACAUCAAGGAAGUACGUAUAAUUUAUCUAUCCAGUGAAUAAUGUAUGACUCUGUCAUCUUGAAAGCUUGUACUGGUUUAUA
This is a messenger RNA of Coffea eugenioides, 761 nucleotides long. Its product is annotated as miraculin-like. Gene Ontology annotation, molecular function: endopeptidase inhibitor activity. Lineage: Eukaryota; Viridiplantae; Streptophyta; Magnoliopsida; Gentianales; Rubiaceae. The transcript has a single exon. The record is from RefSeq and is a predicted model, not a curated record. The coding region runs from base 7 to 618 and encodes 203 amino acids.